AUGUAUAAAUAUGCUCAUUUUACAACGUUGUUCAUUUUAAUUUGUCUAUUUUAUAAUACUAAUAAUUUUUUACUUAAAUCUCGAUUAUCAACGAUUAAAAUUGGUUCAUUUAAUUUACGUCGAUAUUCUUUAGCUAAAGCUACAUCAACAAAUUCAAUUAAUACACAUAUAUCAAAAAUUCUUCAACGAUAUGAUCUUAUUUUUCUUCAAGAAAUAAUUGAUACAUCAGAUAAUAAUCAAGUUGUUAAUAUUCUUUUAAAUCAUAUUCAUAAAAAAUCAAAAUUAAAAAAAUAUGAAGCUAUUAUAUCACCACCACUUGGUUCAACAUCAUACAAAGAACGUUUAGUUUAUUUAUAUAAUAAAAAAUCUUCAAAAAUUAAAAUUCUUUCAUCUUAUGUUUAUAAUGGAUCAGUUAGUCGAAUGUUUGAACGUCAACCAUUUAUUCUUCAUAUAGAAUUAUCAUCAUUUGGAAAAAUAAUAUUUAUUGGUGCUCAUCUUAAACCUGAUAGUGUUUACGAAGAAUUUCGUCAUUUACGUACUGUUAUUGAGCAAUUGAAAGAAACAUCUUCAAUAAUAUUAUUAGGUGAUUUUAAUGCUGACUGUUCAUAUUUGAAUAAUGCAAAAAAGAAAGAAAUGAGAAAUACAUAUUUCAAUGAAUUUCAAUGGUUAAUUGAUGAUCGAACUGAAACAAAUUUACUUGAAUCAUGUUCAUAUGAUAGAAUAAUAGUUUCAUCAGGUAUCAAUCAAUGGAAAAAAAUCAAUUGGAAACCAAAGACUAAUGGAACAUUUCAAUUUGAUAAAAAAUUUAAAUUAACUAAACAAUUAGCUUUACAAAUUAGUGAUCAUUAUCCAGUUGAAGUUGAUAUUUAUUAA
Rotaria sp. Silwood2 is the source of this 873-nucleotide messenger RNA. NCBI's taxonomy places the organism in Eukaryota, Metazoa, Rotifera, Eurotatoria, Philodinida, Philodinidae. The record is from the annotation of a GenBank genome assembly.